This is a messenger RNA of Astyanax mexicanus (Mexican tetra), 4302 nucleotides long. RefSeq names its product insulinoma-associated protein 2. The coding region runs from base 315 to 2102 and encodes 595 amino acids. Lineage: Eukaryota; Metazoa; Chordata; Actinopteri; Characiformes; Acestrorhamphidae. Gene Ontology annotation, cellular component: transcription repressor complex; nucleus. Gene Ontology annotation, molecular function: DNA-binding transcription repressor activity, RNA polymerase II-specific; RNA polymerase II cis-regulatory region sequence-specific DNA binding. The transcript has 3 exons. Gene Ontology annotation, biological process: negative regulation of transcription by RNA polymerase II; regulation of cell cycle process; neuron differentiation. The record is from RefSeq and is a predicted model, not a curated record.
AUGAAUGAUGGUAAUGAUAAAACUGGCACUCAUCAGGACCGCCACAAGAAAGGAAGAGUAAGAGUUUCCUCUGUUGUGCAGAAUAAGUUCAUCAGAGUUACCAGCCUCAGAAACCACAAGUAAUUUUAAUGAUUUUAAUGAUAUUUAUAGUGUUUUUUAUUGAUAUAUCAGAAUAAGCAUCCUUGGCUCGCGAGGCUGGUGCUGAAGCUGGCUCAAGCACCGGGACGAGCUUAUUAGCGUAGCCCCGCCCACUCCCCUCUGAUUCGCUGAGGGCGGCGGAUAAAACCCUUAAACCCUGCAGGAUAAACAUACACAUGCAUACGCGCGCGGCGCGCGAACUGAGAGCACCGGCAGCACGCGCUUCAUCACUAUUACUUACUUUCAUCUACUCUAAUCCACGUCGUGCGCGCGCGGAGCUCGAGAUGCCGCGCGGCUUUCUGGUGAAGAGGAGCAGGCGCGCGCCUUACGGGGCCGCGUACAGAGCGCGCGAGGACGAGCAGCAGCAGCAGCAGCACCCCUACGUCGCACAGCAGCAGCAACACCACGCGCACGAGCAGCAGCAGAAACACCACGCGCACGGGCAGACGGCCACCGUGCAUCCGAAUGCGCGCGCUCCUGCAACUCCACGCGCACCGGAGGACGGUCCGUGCGCUCCAAUAGUGUCACGCGCUCAAGAAGAGGAGCAAGUUCAGCAAGUGCACGAGCCUCACCGUCCUCAUCAUCCUCCUCACCUUCUUCAUCCUCAUCUUCCUCCUCAUCUUCCUCCUCCUCAUUCUCAUCCUCAGCAGCAGUUAUUCCCGCUCAGUGCCGGCUCCGUGGCGCGCGCUCUGCUUCUCCAACAGCAGCAGCAUCAGCAGCAUCCCCAUCAUUCUUCUCAUCAUCCUCACCAUCAGGGUUCUCACGCAGAGUCGCGUGACCGCCUGGGCGCCGCACGCAGCCGUAAGAAGCCGGCGAGGGUGGCACGCAAGCACCAGCCUCACCUGAGCGCGGAGGAGGAGGAGUCCACUUCGCCCGUGCUGGGGCUCGCCAUCCUGCGGCGCGAGGAGAAGGACAGCAGGGGUCAUGCGCCAGGACGUGGGAGUUCCGGUGGUACACGCCCUCUGCGUGAGUUCAUCUGCCAGCUGUGCAAGGAGGAGUACGCCGACCCGUUCGCGCUGGCGCAGCACCGGUGCUCGCGUAUCGUGCGGGUGGAGUACCGCUGCCCGGAGUGCUCCAAGGUGUUCAGCUGCCCUGCCAACCUGGCAUCGCACCGGCGCUGGCACAGACCGCGUGAGACCCAACAGCACACGCAGCAACAUCCCAACAACAAAAACGACAACAACAGUAUCAUCAUCAAAGAACAGCAGCAGCAACAGCAGCAGCAGCGCACGCAGAUCAUCAUCAAAGACAACCGCCAAGAGAAAGAGGAAGAGGAGGGUAAGGAGAACGCACGCAGCGGCGGCGGCGUGAUGAGGAGGCGUCACGUGAGGGGUCACGCGAGGGGGCACGCGCCACCUGGAGAGGAGGAAGAAGAGGAAGAUGAAGAUGAAGAGGAGGAGAAUGAUGAUGUAGAGAGAGAAUGCUACUGCAGCAUCAGCAGCUUCAGCAGCAGGACCUUCCGCGCCUUUGAGUUUGCGCACGAGCAUGCACACGCACAUGCACACCUGAGGAAGCACCUGACUGCAGGUACGACCACGCCCACCUCCGCCGGUACCACCGCCGCUGCUACCACUGCGCACGGGUCUGAGCAGGCCAAGAGGAGGAGGAGGUUCACCUGUGGACUGUGUGGAGGGCGGCCACGAGCCUCCGCAGCAGGAGGUGCACCACGAGGAGCAGCAGGUGCGGGUGGAGGAGGAGCAGGUGGAGGUGGAGGUGUAGACGAGCGGGCGCUCUGGCACGGGGGCGGGCACAUAGGCUUGGGGCUCGGAGUUGGUGGGAUGAGUGUUGGUGGGGGGCUCGGGGUUGGUGGGGCAGUGGGCGGGGCAGUGGGCGGAGCAUCGAUGGAGUUCUGCCCCUCCCUCUACAGCGCACACGGACUGAGCGCUCACCUGAGCAGGUGCCACACGGCGGAAAGCGCACGCGCUGCCAUGAUGCACGUGCCGCCCGCCAGACCGGUGUGCUGAUGCUUUACACACACACACACCUUUAAACACACACACACCUUUACAUACACACACCUUUACACAUACAAACACAUACAUUUAUACACUCUCAGUAAAUAGGGUUCUUGGGGUUCUUUAGUGGAACCCUUAUUAAAAGGUUCUCUAAAGAACAACCACAUAUAUCUAUUGCUCUUCAUAGUUAAAAACAAUAAAUCUAUUUAAAAUAAUAUUAAAAAACUAAAAAUAGUUUGGGUUCCAAACUGUAUAGAACCAUUAAUGUUCCUCAAGAACCCUGGAAGAACCGUAGAUUUUAGUGUUCUUUUGGCUUUUAACAACAGUAGAACCACAUUUUGCAAUUAUCAGUAAGCAUAAAGUGUUUCUAACACUUCUAUAACGUAAGAGUACUUUAGAAGAACCCUUUUAACAUGGUUCCUUAUCAUGGUUCCAUAUGGAACCUUUAACGUAUCUCAAGAACUUAAUGAGGUUCUUUAUCAUCACGGAAAAUAAGCAUUUAUAUGUUUUGAAUGGUCCUAGUACUGAAGAACCCUGGAAAAACCAUUUGAGAAUUUACACUUACCAAAAAAACAUUUUUUGUAUGUACCGGUAGUAGCAGGAUUCUCUAUCGUAGAGAAAUGGUUCCAUAUAGAACCUUUACUGUAACACGGGAACUUUGGAGAACGAUCUGUGUACGAUUUUGGCUAAAUAAAUGGUUCUUUGGCUCAUAACAGCCAUGGAACCCAGUUUGGGUCAUAUUACGACUCUCCAUCAUAGAGAAAAAGCAUUAAAAUAUAAAAAAAAUCAGAAUAAGUUUGUGUUUUUUGGCCUUUACUAGAACCUUUACUUUUACUAAGAACUCUAGAGAUCAUUUUUCGAAAUGUACAAUCUCAGCAAAAAUGGUUCUAUCUAGUACCAGAAAUUUAUUUGGCUUUUAGUAACCGUGGAACCCUACUUUGGUAUAAAUAUAGUUCUUAGAUCCAAAUAGAACCGAUAUUUUACUUAAAAAAAAACGAAGAACCUACGUUUUGAGGUUCUCCUUUAUUGAGAAAGUUUAUUAUUGAGUUAAAUUAACUAAAGAACCUCUUCAGAACCCAUUUUUAAGAGAGUACUGAGAAAAAAAUCUAUAUUGACAUAUACAAUUUGACAGUCAUACACACACACACACACACACACACACACUCAGACACUGCGGCUGUGUCCCAAAACACAUGCUGCUCCCUACGUUGUGAGGUCCCAAAAACCCUAAAAAGCAUCCUAAAGCUGAAUUACAGCUCUCUGUAAGAGUGCGAUUGGGACACAGCCGUACACUAACACUCACUCACAAUCAGACAUUGCGGCUGUGUCUCAAAUCACCUGCUGCAUCCUACAUUGUGAGGUCCCAAAAACCCUAAAACAUCCUAAAGAUUCACUACAGCUUGCUGUAAGUCUGAUUGGGACACAGCCAUACAUUAACACUCACUUACAUUCAGACACUGUGGCUGUGUCCCAAAUCACCUGCUGCAUCCUACAUUGGGAGGUCACAACAUUUUUUAAAAACAUCCUAAAGAUGUACUACACCUUGCUGUAAGAGUCCGAUUAGGACACAGCCAUACACUAACACUCACACACACUCAGACACUGCGGCUGUGUCCCAAAUUACCUGAUGCUCCCUACAUUGUGAGGUCACAAAAACCUUAAAAACAUCCAAAAGGUGCAUUUCAGUUUGCUGUUAGAGUCUGAUUGGGACACAGCCAUACACUAACACUUAUUCACACUCAGACACUGCGGCUGUGUCCCAAAUCACCUGAUGCUCCCUACAUUGUGAGGUCACAAAAACCCUAAAACAUUUUAAAGAUGCAUUACAGCUUGCUGUAAGAGUCCGAUUGGGACACAGCCAUACACUAACACUCACACACACUCUUAUCUACACAUAUGUGUACACACACACGCACUCACACUCACACACUCACACACACAUUCUGUAUAUGUGUUAAUGUGUUUUUGGAGCGCUGCUCGUAUAAUAAGCUGUAUUUUAUGGUAAAUAUAACUUUAUUCCCAUUAAAUACCAGUACCAGACCUGUACUCUGUAUCUGAGUGUAAAUGAAUGUAAUUGUGCUGUUUGUUUGUUUGUUUGUUUUCUGGUUGCUGUACGCAGGUUUGCCUUUAUUUUUCUGUAUCACUGCUUACAAAAAAACACUGUACACAGAAAAUCUUCUGAAAUUAAAUAUUAAAUUAAUAAAUUAAU